Manihot esculenta (cassava) is the source of this 1895-nucleotide messenger RNA. Its product is annotated as galactan beta-1,4-galactosyltransferase GALS1. The record is from RefSeq and is a predicted model, not a curated record. Lineage: Eukaryota; Viridiplantae; Streptophyta; Magnoliopsida; Malpighiales; Euphorbiaceae. Bases 110 to 1597 code for a protein of 495 amino acids. The transcript has 2 exons.
AACAAAAGGAAAAGAGGUAGCUAUCCCCAGUCGUUUCUUUCUUUUGUGUGUCGGUACCUGUGUGGUUGUCGCUCUCCUUUGACCUCCACUCACCAUCACCACCACCUACAUGAGAAAGGAAUCCCCACCCUUCUCCUCCGUCUCCGGCGGCACCGUGGGCAAACUAUCCCUAUGUUUCGAAACUAAGCCCUUAGUAGCCACAUUACUAGCUCUCACUCUGGUGAUGCUCAUCUGGAACCUCCCUCCCUACUACCAAAACCUCAUCUCCACCACUCGUCCUUGCUCUGCUCCCCCAACCACCACCACCUCUGUAAUCGCUUCCAAUGCUUCCUCCUUGCCUAUUACCUCCCCUGCCACCUCAUUGUCUGAGCAAAAGUACUCCACCCCAGUCACCGACCCAAACAAAAGGAUCUUUCAGGCUUACGGCAACGCCGCCGCUCUCUUUGUUCAGAUGGGCGCGUACCGCGGCGGUCCAAGGACCUUUGCGGUGGUGGGUCUCGCUUCCAAGCCCAUUCACGUGUUUGGCAGUCCCUGGUACAAGUGCGAGUGGAUCUCCAACAAUGGUUCUUCUACGAGGGCCAAGGCCUAUAAGAUGCUUCCCGACUGGGGCUAUGGUCGCGUCUACACUGUUGUGGUUGUCAAUUGCACGUUUCCGGUGAAUCCUAAUGAGGAUAAUGCUGGUGGAAAGCUGAUGCUCAAUGCGUAUUACGGUGAAUCUCAGAGGAAGUACGAGAAGUUCGUUGCGUUGGAAGAGGCGCCUGGCUCUUACAACGAGUCCAAGUACCACCCGCCUUACCAGUACGAGUAUCUCUAUUGUGGGUCUUCUUUAUAUGGGAAUUUGAGCGCCGCGAGAAUGAGGGAAUGGAUGGCUUACCACGCCUGGUUCUUCGGACCCAGUUCCCAUUUCGUAUUUCACGAUGCCGGUGGAGUGAGCCCUGAGGUAAGGGCUGCCCUUGAGCCAUGGGUGCGAGCAGGAAGGGCCACGGUUCAGGACAUUAGAGGGCAGGCUGAGUUUGAUGGGUAUUACUAUAACCAAUUUCUGGUGGUCAAUGACUGCUUGCACCGGUACCGAUAUGCUGCCAACUGGACAUUUUACUUUGAUGUGGAUGAGUAUAUCUAUUUGCCGGCGGGUAAUACUCUGGAAUCGGUUCUUCAAGAAUUCUCUGAUUAUACUCAGUUCACGAUUGAGCAGAAUCCAAUGUCCAGUGUGCUCUGUCUGAAUGAUUCCACUGUGGAAUAUUCAAAGGAAUGGGGAUUCGAGAAGCUAUUGUUCAGGGAAUCAAGAGAGGGAAUUCGGAGGGACCGCAAGUACGCAAUUCAGGCAAAGAAGGCAUACGCAACUGGAGUUCACAUGUCAGAGAAUGUAAUCGGCAAGACUUUGCACAAGACCGAAACAAAGAUUCGUUAUUAUCACUAUCACAACUCAAUCACAGUUCCAGGCGAAUUGUGUAGGGAAUUUUUGCCUCCAUCGGCGAAGGACAACGUGACCUGGUACAAUAAGCUCCCAUAUGUUUAUGAUGAUAAUAUGAAGAAGCUGGCCAAAACCAUCAAGGAAUUCGAGCGGCAAGCAAUUGGAACUGUACAGGCAUUCUCAUGAUUGAUUUAUGUGCAAAAUAAGUUAUAUACCAUAUGUUAAGGCGUGGCCUGCGUCUUCAUGAUUCAUUCAUCAGCAUAAUUGGUGGGAGGUUGCUGAAAAUUCACUCCUUUUGAGUCUUUCCUGCGAGUGCGCGCCCACCUGUGUCUGGUCAGAAACUACAAAAAGGUGUAUUCCUCUGAUUUGUCUAUAUAUUUAUUUUUAUAAAACCAAAACAAAGGGAGUGAUUGUAUUGUUUUGUGGUUUAUAAUUUGAUGAUUUUGAUAAAUGUGAUCGUUUAGUGUAAUAAUCUUUCUUUCAA